This is a messenger RNA of Nelumbo nucifera (sacred lotus), 1509 nucleotides long. Its product is annotated as putative voltage-gated potassium channel subunit beta. The record is from RefSeq and is a predicted model, not a curated record. NCBI's taxonomy places the organism in Eukaryota, Viridiplantae, Streptophyta, Magnoliopsida, Proteales, Nelumbonaceae.
UGCACCGUCGUCCACAUGAAAAGGUUAACCGUGAACGUGUUUCUGUCUCGUGCAUCCAUCCAUCCUUCGGCUGCUGCCAUUUUCGUCCUCCGAGGUUGAGCGGCCUUCAGACUCAAGGCUCAAGUUCAAGUUCUCUGGUCAAUCAUCCCACUUGCUGCCGGCCAUUAAAACACACACUCUCUCUCUCUGUCUUUCUCUGUAAUUGAUUCGCGAGAGAGACAAAGAUGCAUUACAAGAACUUGGGUCGAUCUGGUCUGAAGGUGAGCCAGCUCUCCUACGGAGCAUGGGUGAGCUUUGGUAACCAACUUGAUGUCAAGGAGGCCAAGUCGCUCCUUCAAUGCUGUCGAGACCAUGGCGUCAACUUCUUCGACAACGCCGAGGUCUACGCCAAUGGCCGUGCCGAGGAGAUCAUGGGCCAGGCCAUCCGAGAGUUGGGGUGGAAGCGGUCGGAUAUCGUGGUGUCUACCAAGAUCUUCUGGGGCGGCCCUGGUCCUAACGAUAAGGGCUUGUCUCGUAAGCACAUCGUGGAGGGAACUAAGGCCUCUCUCAAGCGUCUUGACAUGGAUUACGUUGAUGUCAUCUAUUGUCACCGCCCGGAUGCUUCUACUCCCAUUGAGGAGACUGUGAGGGCUAUGAAUUUUGUGAUCGAUCAUGGGUGGGCGUUCUACUGGGGGACCAGUGAAUGGUCGGCUCAGCAGAUCACCGAGGCUUGGGCUGUGGCCGAAAGGUUGGAUCUCGUUGGCCCUAUCGUCGAGCAGCCGGAGUACAAUUUGUUGUCUCGGCACAAGGUUGAAUCUGAGUAUCUACCUCUUUACAGCAACUACGGUCUAGGUCUUACCACAUGGAGCCCACUUGCUUCAGGAGUGCUCACUGGAAAAUACAACAAAGGAGUUAUACCACCUGAUAGUCGGUUUGCCUUAGAGAACUAUAAGAACCUUGCUAACAGGUCACUGGUUGAUGAUGUGCUGAGAAAGGUUAAUGGAUUAAAACCCAUUGCAGAUGAGCUCCAUGUGCCUUUAGCUCAACUUGCAAUUGCUUGGUGUGCAUCCAAUCCAAAUGUCUCCUCAGUUAUUACUGGUGCUACAAAGGAGUCUCAAAUCCAGGAGAACAUGAAAGCUAUUGAUGUCAUUCCACUGUUGACACCUGAGGUCAUGGAGAAGAUUGAGGCAGUCGUUCAAACCAAGCCAAAGCGUCCAGAAUCAUACAGGUGAAGAUUUGAUGUCCAGCAAUUAUUUGGAAAGUUGGCUACCCUACCUGUCCAUGCUACAGUCAGAUUCUCCUGUCGAGUCUCGAGUGUUGUCGGGAGAAUUGGUUAUUGGGUUAUUUACCUUCAUCAUAAUUAGUUCUCUCCAUCUGUACUUUUUAAAAAUUUUUUAUGGGUUUUCUUCUUUUGUACUUCUCAACCAUGGUUUAUGACAGAUGACAGACAGAUUCGAAAUACUGUAAGAAAAUACUAGACGAAAUUUGAUUUUAUCUAGAUUUGAUGCGAUUGUUGGCUUUUUUUUUUUA